Messenger RNA from Hemiscyllium ocellatum (epaulette shark), 3056 nucleotides. Its product is annotated as sodium/calcium exchanger 3-like. Gene Ontology annotation, biological process: cell communication; sodium ion transmembrane transport; calcium ion import across plasma membrane. Bases 123 to 2897 code for a protein of 924 amino acids. The transcript has 8 exons. NCBI's taxonomy places the organism in Eukaryota, Metazoa, Chordata, Chondrichthyes, Orectolobiformes, Hemiscylliidae. The record is from RefSeq and is a predicted model, not a curated record. Gene Ontology annotation, cellular component: axon; sarcolemma; postsynapse. Gene Ontology annotation, molecular function: calcium:sodium antiporter activity.
GUUCCCGACUGAAGCGGAGGAAGCAGCCGCGCUGCUCCAGGGUUUAUACAGGAGAAGCUGCAGGCAGGCAUCUAAAGAUUGGAAGACCCUGAAAGCAAGUUUAUCCUCUACAGUGAGCCAUAAUGGCCAAGUUACAUUGGAAGAGGUUCCUGUCCCCAGUCUUGGGGACGGGGUUCAUGGUCACCAUUUUCAUGAUGACCAUUUGGGAGGUGGAAGGGACUGACACCGAAGACCCCAUUGACUUACCCAAUUCGUCGUGUUUCGGAACCUUCCAUUGCACCCGCGGGAUCAUCCUCCCAGUGUGGUACCCACAGAAUCCGUCCUUGGGAGACAUAGUUGCCAGGGCUAUCGUCUAUUUUGUUGCGAUGCUGUACAUGUUCCUCGGUGUCUCGAUCAUAGCUGAUCGUUUCAUGGCGUCGAUUGAAGUCAUCACAUCACAGGAGAAAGAGAUCACGAUCACAUUACCCAAUGGCGAGACCAGCAUGGCCACCGUGCGAAUCUGGAAUGAGACGGUGUCCAACCUGACCUUAAUGGCUCUUGGUUCUUCUGCGCCAGAAAUUCUCUUGUCGCUAAUUGAAGUGUGUGGGCAUGGUUUUCUUGCUGGAGACCUGGGACCUGGCACAAUCGUUGGCAGUGCAGCAUUCAACAUGUUUGUCAUCAUAGCCGUAUGCGUUUACUGCAUCCCUGAUGGUGAGGUUCGGAGAGUCAAGCAUUUGCGAGUGUUUUUUGUCACUGCAUCUUGGAGUAUUUUUGCCUACAUUUGGAUGUACCUGAUCCUCGCCGUCUUCUCACCUGGCAUUGUCGAGGUUUGGGAAGGAUUGCUGACUCUAAUGUUCUUUCCGGUUUGUGUGGUCUUUGCUUGGAUUGCUGACAAGAGGCUACUCUUCUACAAGUAUGUCUACAAAAGGUACCGUGCGGAUAAGCGCAGAGGCAUCAUUAUUGAGACAGAGGGAGAGCUCCCCAAGGGAAUCGAGAUGGAUGGGAAAAUGGUACUGGAGCAUGGAGACAGUGUCCUUCCUGAUGGAACUGUGAUCUCUCUGGAAGCCAAGGACUUAGAUGAGAGUCGUAAAGAAGCCAUCCGAAUUCUUAAGGACCUCAAGCAAAAGUACCCAGAUCGAGAACUGGAGCAGCUGGUUGAGUUGGCCAAUUACUAUGCCCUGCUCCAUCAGCAAAAGAGUAGGGCCUUCUACCGCAUCCAAGCGACCCGAAUGAUGACCGGGGCAGGUAACAUCUUGAAGAAGCAUGCCGCUGAUCAUGCAAAAAGGACAGCAAACCUUAACGAGUCAAGGUCUGACCCCGCGGAGGAGCUGUGCAGCAAAAUCUGCUUUGAGCCUGCCAACUACCAAUGUUUCGAGAACUGUGGCCUCGUCACGCUGACCGUUGUGUGCAAGGGCGGAGAGCAGAACAGCACCUUCUAUGUGGACUAUCGAACAGAAGACGGCUCGGCCAACGCAGGCUCAGACUAUGAGUACAGUGAAGGCACCUUGAUUUUCAAGCCGGGUGAAACGACAAAAGAGAUCACGGUGGGCAUCAUUGAUGAUGAUAUAUUUGAGGAAGAUGAGCACUUCUUUGUCCGGCUGGGGAACCUUAGAAGCGGAGAUGCCGAAGGCAUGUUUGACUCAGAUCCAACAGAAUAUCCCAAGGGGCGUCUUGUCUCCCCAUUGGUUGCGACAGUCACAAUCCUGGACGAUGACCAUGCUGGCAUUUUCACUUUUGAGGACAAAGUUUAUCAUGUGAGUGAGAGCGUCGGUGUCAUGGAGCUGAAGGUGCUGAGGACCUCAGGUGCUCGGGGGACCGUUAUGGUGCCAUACAGGACAGUGGAAGGCACGGCCAGGGGAGGAGGAGUGGACUACGAGGAUGCCAUUGGAGAGCUGGAAUUUCUCAACGAUGAGACUGUGAAGACAAUCCAGGUGAAGAUUGUGGAUGAUGAAGAGUACGAAAAGCAGGAAAACUUUUUUGUUGUCCUGGAGAAACCAAGAUGGAUGAAACGUGGCAUUUCAGCUCUCUUAUUGGCUGAUGAUGAAUCCAAUGGGAAACUGACGGCAGAGGAAGAGGAAGCUCGGCGUAUUGCAGAGAUGGGGAAACCCAUCCUGGGUGAACAUUCCAAGUUGGAGGUCAUCAUUGAAGAAUCAUAUGAAUUUAAGAGCACUGUGGAUAAGCUGAUCAAGAAGACAAACCUGGCACUGGUGAUUGGUACGCACUCAUGGCGGGAGCAGUUUAUGGAGGCCAUUACAGUCAGUGCUGGUGAUGGUGAAGAUGAAGAUGAUACACGAGAUGAGAAGCUGCCUUCUUGUUUUGAUUAUGUUAUGCAUUUCUUGACGGUUUUCUGGAAAGUUCUCUUUGCCUUUGUUCCUCCCACUGAGUAUUGGAAUGGUUGGGCCUGUUUCAUCGUCUGUAUGGCUGUGAUUGGUUUACUUACAGCUUUCAUCAAUGAUCUGGCUUCACAUUUUGGCUGCACAGUGGGAUUGAAAGAUUCUGUGACUGCUGUGGUCUUUGUGGCACUUGGCACCUCUGUACCAGAUACAUUUGCCAGCAAAGUCGCAGCAUUACAAGACCAAUAUGCAGAUGCAUCCAUUGGGAAUGUGACAGGAAGCAAUGCUGUAAAUGUGUUCCUGGGUAUUGGAGUCGCUUGGUCUGUUGCUGCCAUCUACUGGGCUGUUAAGGGGGAAGAGUUUAGAGUAGAUCCUGGCGCACUGGCCUUUUCAGUCACACUUUUUACCAUCUUUGCCUUUGUUGCCAUCAGUGUACUCCUGUACAGAAGACGGUCACACAUAGGCGGUGAGCUUGGAGGUACACGGCGUGGCAAGAUUCUGACCUGCAUCAUGUUUGUAAGCCUUUGGUUGUUGUAUGUUGUGUUUUCAGCCCUGGAGGCUUACUGCCAUAUAAAGGGUUUCUAAGACUGGAGAGCUUUCUUGUGCUUACAAAGAGUAAGCUCCUCUUGAAGCUGCCGAAGAGAUUGAGAGGCAGCCCAGUGCAUUCCAAUCCCAGUUAAGUCACCUCUUCAUUACAGAACAUAAAAACAGACCUUUACUGGCAAAGAAAAACAAAAGGCAAAA